Messenger RNA from Kluyveromyces lactis, 1113 nucleotides. Its product is annotated as FAD-dependent oxidoreductase. Bases 1 to 1113 code for a protein of 370 amino acids. The transcript has a single exon. Gene Ontology annotation, molecular function: D-amino-acid oxidase activity; FAD binding. The record is from RefSeq and is a predicted model, not a curated record. NCBI's taxonomy places the organism in Eukaryota, Fungi, Ascomycota, Saccharomycetes, Saccharomycetales, Saccharomycetaceae.
AUGUCAGUUUGUAUAGUUGGUGCCGGUGUUAUUGGUUUGUCAAGUGCGCUGAGACUACUGGAAACAAGACCCGAUAUCAGGACUAUAACAAUUGUAUCCGAACAAUUCCCGCAAGAUCAGCCAAUCAAUCAUACGUUCACAUCACCAUGGGCAGGUGCUCAUUUUAGACCAUUCCCACACAGAGAUUCUGAUUAUGCUUCGGAUAAACGUGAGAGUGAAUAUACCAGAGUGACUUAUAACUAUUUCAAACGUAAAUCUAAGCAGUGGUUGAGUGAGGCCACUGUUGAAUUCAUGAACGGGAUCGAUUGGUUAGAAAAUCCGAGCAUCGAAUACCAACGCUUAGGAGCAGGGUAUAAUGGAUCCAGCUUGGAAAAAUUCCAACAGCAAGAUUCCAACUUGCCUGCAGGUGUCACUUUCGGUUGUAGCUAUGAAACGUGGUGUUUGAAUGCUCCAUUGUAUUUACUGUUCCUUUACGACCAGGUAAUGAAAAAGAGUGAGCAACAGAACGUUAACAUUAGAGUAAAGAGAAUCAAGCUUGAGAAAUUAAAAGAUAUUUGCGAGCUUUACCCUGAUGUUAAUAUUGUGGUCAAUGCUUCAGGUUGUGGGUUACAAUGGGAAGGAGGUUUAGAUCCUAAAUGUUUCCUUGUCAGAGGUCAAACUUUAUUACUUGAUGUUGGUGACAAGCAUGACACCAUACCAUAUGCACAUGCGACUAUCACACAUCAAGCAAAGAGUGGUGACUGGACCUUCGUCAUUAAGAGACCUGGAAAGAAUGGCAAGAAGGCAUAUUAUAUUCUUGGUGGUACCAAACAACCUGGUGAUUAUAGUGUAAUGCCUCGUGAUACAGAUACUGAGAAGCUCAUUGGAAGAGGUAAGAAACUUUUCCCUGAAUUGCUUGAAAACUUCGAAAUCAAGAACGUCAACGUUGGUUUCAGACCGCUAAGAGUAGGAGGUUCGCGUGUAGAACUCGAGUUCAAUAAGAGUCCUGAUGGAGAACAAAUGCCAGUUAUUCAUGCUUAUGGUCUUGGUGGGAUGGGAUUCGAGACCUCGAUGGGUGUUGCCUACCACAUUCAAAAAUUGUACAACAACGUCUUCUCCACUUCAAAAUUAUGA